Amorphotheca resinae ATCC 22711 is the source of this 1584-nucleotide messenger RNA. RefSeq lists its product as hypothetical. Gene Ontology annotation, biological process: proteolysis. Gene Ontology annotation, molecular function: serine-type endopeptidase activity. The record is from RefSeq and is a predicted model, not a curated record. Bases 1 to 1584 code for a protein of 527 amino acids. NCBI's taxonomy places the organism in Eukaryota, Fungi, Ascomycota, Leotiomycetes, Helotiales, Amorphothecaceae. The transcript has 2 exons.
AUGCUGGGGCUCUACGCCUUAUCGCUGUUGCCGCUGCUGGCAUCAGCGGCACCAACAUUCAGCACUGAAACCAUCCAUGAAGGUGCUGCUCCUCUCCUUUCGUCCUCCAAUGCCGAGGCCGUUCCGGACUCCUACAUCGUCGUGUUCAAGAAGCACGUCACCGACGCCUUGGCAUCGGAGCACCACAGCUGGGUGCAAGACAUCCAUCUCCAGAGCGAGAACGCUCGCACCGAGCUUCGAAAGCGAUCGCAAUUCCCUAUUACCAACGACAUCUUCGAGGGUCUCAAGCACACAUACAGUAUCGCUGGCGAGUUCUUGGGUUACUCGGGGCACUUCGAUGACUCGGUCAUCGAGAAGGUCCGCAGACAUCCCGACGUCGAGUACGUUGAGAAAGACUCUGUUGUUCACACACUAGGCGACACUGGUGACACUGGAGAGCUGGAAAAGAACGCUCCAUGGGGUCUCGCUCGUAUUUCCCACCGGGAUAGCCUGACCUUCAGCGAUUUCAACAAGUACCUCUACGCCGCUGAUGCGGGUGAGGGUGUGGAUGUCUAUGUUAUCGACACUGGAACCAACACUGAGCACGUCGACUUCGAAGGUCGAGCACACUGGGGCAAGACCAUCCCUGUCAACGAUGCUGACGAGGACGGAAAUGGACACGGAACUCACUGCUCUGGUACCGUUGCUGGCAAGAAGUAUGGUGUAGCCAAGAAGGCCAAUGUCUACGCUGUCAAGGUUCUCAGAUCUAACGGCUCCGGAACCAUGUCGGAUGUCGUCAAGGGCGUUGAGUGGGCUGCAAACUCCCACGCCCAGAAGGUCAAGAAGGGUAAGAAGGGCUUCAAGGGCUCUGCCGCCAACAUGUCUCUCGGAGGUGGCAAGUCUCCCGCUCUCGACCGUGCUGUGAACAGCGCCGUUGCCGCUGGUAUCCACUUUGCUGUUGCCGCCGGUAAUGACAAUGCCGAUUCUUGCAACUACUCCCCAGCUGCUGCCGAGAACGCCAUCACUGUCGGUGCUUCGGCUCUAGAUGACUCCCGCGCUUACUUCUCCAACUAUGGACCAUGCAAUGAUAUCUUCGCACCUGGUCUGAGCAUCCUUUCUACUUGGAUUGGCAGCAAGUACGCUGUCAACACCAUCUCCGGUACUUCUAUGGCUUCUCCCCACAUUGCUGGUCUUCUGGCAUACUACCUUUCCCUGCAGCCAUCCUCCGACUCUGCUUAUGCAGUCGCUGAGAUCACCCCUAAGAAGUUGAAGGAGAACAUUAUCAGCAUCGCCACUGAGGGUGCCUUGACUGAUGUCCCGUCUGAUACCAAGAACGUGCUUGCAUGGAACGGUGGUGGAUCUUCCAACUAUUCUUCCAUCAUCAAGGCUGGUGGAUACACCGUGAAGAAGGGCUCCAAGCCCACCACCAACUUGCCAACCACGAUUGAGUUGUUGGAGGAGGCAAUGGAGAAUGACUUCGACAUGGUUUCUGGAGAGAUCGCCAAGGACGCCAAGAACAUGAUGUCCAAGACCGAGACCUUCUCCAAGAAGAUCCAGGAGGAGAUCAAGGAAUUUUUUGAGGGGCUUGAGGAGUUUGAGUCCUAA